This is a messenger RNA of Wallemia mellicola CBS 633.66, 13341 nucleotides long. Its product is annotated as acetyl-CoA synthetase-like protein. Gene Ontology annotation, biological process: amino acid activation for nonribosomal peptide biosynthetic process; secondary metabolite biosynthetic process. The transcript has 13 exons. Lineage: Eukaryota; Fungi; Basidiomycota; Wallemiomycetes; Wallemiales; Wallemiaceae. Gene Ontology annotation, molecular function: phosphopantetheine binding; catalytic activity. The record is from RefSeq and is a predicted model, not a curated record. The coding region runs from base 736 to 12771 and encodes 4011 amino acids. Gene Ontology annotation, cellular component: cytoplasm.
AUAUACCGAAUUAAGAUCAUAAAUGGAGAAAUCACAGUCCAGCACAAGCUGCCCCAAACUCUCGCUGAUACACUUAGAAAGAGCUUUACCGGAGAGGAGGAUAAUCAACCGCUUUCGAGCCUCAAUCAUCCACCACAGUCAGCUCCUAGUGAUAAGUUACUGCAUUCAGAUUUCCUUGCACAGGUACAAUCGAACGGCGAUUCGGUCGCAGUUGACUUCAACGGAUCUACCUUAACCUACACCGAAUUAGACAACGUCUCAAAUGCCUUAGCGUUAGAAAUAACCUCUAAGAAGCUAUUCGUACCACUUCUACUUCCACCAUCUUUGGAACUUUACGUCGGAUAUCUCGCAGCAUUGAAAUCAGGCAAUGCAUUCAGUCCAUUCGACUUACAAGCGCCAAUAGAGAGACAUUUAGGACUCUUAGAGGAUCUUUCAGCAGAAGUAGUUCUCGGUUUAGGUCCUCGGGAAGAGUGGAUCCCAGCUAGCGUAAAUUAUAUAGACGUUACCACAUUUAUAGACACACAAAAGGAUAGCACCAGCAAACUCACAUAUCAAGCAUCUCCAGAUGAUGUCGCAUACGUUCUUUUCACUUCUGGUUCAACUGGUAAACCAAAAGGUGUACAAAUACAGCAUUCAGCCGCAGCAGCAUCGAUACAAUCACACUUAGCAGUUAGACCACUCGACAACACAGUCAGAUGGUUCCAAUUCGCGCCAUCUACAUUCGAUCCAUCGAUCAUGGAGACAUUCAUGAGUUUUAGCUCAGGAUCUACUAUCUGUGCAGCUCCACGUGCAGAGUUCCUCACCAACCCAGAACUUGUAAUCUCAAACUUGAGAUGUACGCACAUGAUGGCUACACCAUCCAUUGCAGGUUUAUUCAACCCAGAUAAACUGCCAAAAGGCUUCGAAUUAUGGACUAUGGGUGAAAAACUCUCAGAUAGAGUCAUCAGCAAUUUCACUCGCCCUGGAAAUGAACUUUAUAAUGCUUAUGGUCCAACGGAGGCAGCAAUUAAUGUCACACUCCGUAGACAUCCUUCCACUGAAUCUGGUGCGAGAUUGGGUCCUCCAAUUAAGACAGCAUCUCUUCUCAUUUUCCACCCAACUCUUAACAAGAUUAUGCCAAUGGGUUUCACAGGUGAGCUAGUCAUAGGAGGUCCACAGCUCGCGAAGGGCUACCUAAACAUGCCAGAGCAGACUGAUAAAGUCUUUAUCGAUGUUGAAGGUCUCGGUCGACUCUACAGAACUGGCGAUAAAGCGCGUGUCGUACUGGAUGAGAACAACGAGUGGAACAAUAUUGAGUACCUCGGCCGUAUAGGAUUGGAACAGGUCAAACUCAAUGGAAAACGUGUCGAACUCGGAGAAAUCGACACUGUAUUGUCAAACACUGAAGGUGUCAGAUCUGUACACACAGUUGUCAAUCAACCGGAAGGUCAACUCUGUGCAUUUGUUACGCCAAACUCUACGGAUCUCAUUGACAAGUGUACUGAUAGCGCAGAGAAGCAGCUUCCAUCUCACAUGCGACCAGUGGUAUACUUUACCGCAGAAGAUGUACCUCGUUCUACAGCCGGGAAGGCUGACAGAAAAGCAAUCUCUAGAUAUGUGAAGGAUCACAUUAGCGAGGGCCACUUCGUCGGAGCUGCUGAAGAGGAACAAUCUGGUGAAAUUAUUGAGAUCCUGGAUACCCCAACGCUUGACAAGGUUGUCGAUUGCGUAUCAAAGACCGUCGAUCUCAACAAAGAAGAGAUCGAUGUAAAUCUCACACUUCUCGCACUUGGUAUUGACUCAUUGAGAGGUGUCCGCUUCUUGAGUUUGGCACGUGAAGCGGGUUUGACUGGAAUAACAAUUGAGGAUGUCAUCAAAGGUUUUUCACCUGCUGUUUUAUCGAACAUCGCAUUUAAAAGAAUGGAGGAUGGCUUCGCUGACGACGAUAGCAAGAAGGUAGCUUAUACAAACAUAGAAUCGGAAUUUCGUGGUCAAGCAAUACCGGCCGUCGUCGAGGCUUUAGGAUUUGAGCCUGAGAUUAUCAGACCUGCUACAACUAUGCAGACUGGUUUACUUGCGCUUUACUCUAAGACUGGCACUGGUUAUAUCAACCACUCUGUCUACACUUUGAAGGAAGAUAUCGACGAUAACAAGUUAGAAAAAGCCUGGUACGAGCUCGUCAAGAGACAUGAAAUCCUUCGUACUCGCUUUGUGCUUGUCGACAACAGCCCAAUUAGUGCUUUUGCACAAGUGGUCGUUGAUAUUGACCCAUCGUCAACUUUCGAGAAAGUUGAAGGAAAUGACACAAAUGCACUAGUUCAAAGUCACAUAGAAAAUGCCUCCAGCAAGUUCUCAUUAUUGGAAAGGACGCAAACCGCCGCGUUAUAUUCUGACAGCAAGUCAAAGAAGCUCGUCGUCAGUCUUCAUCACGCUUUGUUUGAUGGUGCUUCUCUUGCUCUCAUGCUCGACGAACUUGCUGCGCUUUACAACAACCCUCAAGCAGAUAUUCACAGAGAGAAGUUUGUAAAUGCCCUCACAGAUGUUUUCACAGCCGACGCGAAAGCUAAUAACGACUACUGGAGUGGAAAGUUGCAAAAUUUCACUCCUGAUCCUUUCCCGGAUCUCACUGGAUUGAGACAAGAUGCAAAGAAGGAUGGUCAUCAUGUCACAAAUGUUACUUCAAAGUUGUCUUACACUUCAUUCCUCGAGAAAGCAAGGUCGCUCAGGAUGUCACCAUUGUCAGUUGUACAGGCUGCAUGGUCUAGCAUUCUGUUGGCUUACUCAGAAUCUGAUGCAAACGAUGUCGUUUUCGGUAGCAUAGUUGGUGGUAGAACAACAGAUGUUCUCGAACACACUGUCGGACCGGUUUUCACAGCUGCACCUAUCCGUGUGACCAACCCAGAUGACGAAAGUCUUUCUGCAGUACUACAAUCGCUUGUCAACAGCAACGCCGAUGGAAUGGUCCAUCGUCAUUUACCACCAAAAGUACUCAGUGGUGAUAACGGUAUUAUCUACGACACAACUAUUGCUUUACAACAGUUUGCUCAGGGCGCUUCACAAACUGAUCUUUGGUCUCACUCGGAGUAUCCACCAAUGGUAACUGAAUUUGCGGUAGUCUUAGAAAUCUGGCCAGAUCCAAACGACACGAUCAGAUUGAGAGCUACUUGCUCAAACAACGUUCUCAUUGAAGAGUCCUCCAAGAUGAUGCUAACUCAGUUUGAUGACAUCCUCUCUAGUAUACUAAACGGGGAUUUGAAGAGGAAAUUCAAGGAUGUCGCCGUGGAUGUCAAUCAAUCUCUCAAAUCUGCAGUCAAUGAAAAUCCAGUACGCGUUGAAGGUGUCGAGAAGGAGCUUAUCCACAGUCAAUUCGAGAGGAAUGCACAAGAAAACCCUGAAUCUCUUGCACUCUGGUUCAAACCAAAUCCAGCUGACAGUACACAGGAUAUAAAAUGGACCUACAAGGAACUUGAUGCCCGCGCGAAUAAGAUUGCAAACUACCUUACUUCUACAUACGGUGAUCUCACUGACGUACCUAUCCCAAUUCACAUUGAAAAGACACCUGAAAUGUUUAUGGCUAUCCUUGGUAUUGUGAAGGCUGGUGGUGCUUGGUGCCCAAUCGAUACCACCGCACCUGCUUUACGUAAGAAAGACCUCUUCGAGCGUGCAGGCGGUCCUGUUGUUCUAGUUCGGGAUGAUGAGAACAAAGCGCUCGUUAGUGACAUUAUUGAGGGCAAAAUAGACGUCCGUUCAUUCACUGAAGACGUCUUCAACAAUCAACCAUCAACUAAGCCGGAAAUAAACACACAGUCUAAGCACUUGGCUUAUCUUAUUUGGACUUCUGGUACCACCGGUGCUCCAAAGGGUGUUCCAAUUGAACAUUCAGCUGCUGUUCAGAGUUUGACUGUCUUACAAGAAGAGAUCCCUUGGAAGAAGAACACACAUAUUCGUUGUCUUAACUUCUCCGCUUACACCUUCGAUGUCUCUGUUCUCGACGUGUUUUAUGCAUGGGGUAAAACACGCGGUACCCUCUGUUCUUCUACUCGCGAUAACCUUGUCGGAUCAUUUGAAGAACUUGUAAGAGGAUUUGAAGCCACUCAUGCUUUCCUUACACCUGCAUUUAUGGCACAAUCUUCACUUCAAAAUUGUGAUUCGCUCGAAUCCCUCAUCAGUAUUGGUGAAAAGCUUCCACAACCCGUUGCAGACGCUUGGUGUAAGGAAGGAACGGUCUCACUUAAUACCUACGGACCAGCUGAAUCAACUAUUAUUGCAACUUACCGUCGCUUCACUCCAAAUGAGAUUACGAAAGCUCACAAUGUUGGUCUUCCACUUUCAACUAUUUCAUGUUACGUCGUUUCAGAUGACAGGGUCCUUUUAAGAGGUGCAGUAGGUGAAUUGGCUUUAGGUGGUUUCCAAAAUGCCAGAGGAUAUCACCGUAACCCUGAGCAAACUAACAAGAAGUUUAUCAACCACCCUCAAGCUGGAAAUGUUUACCUUACUGGUGAUGUCGUCCGUUUGUUGCACGACGGUAGUUGCGAAUUCGUUGGUCGUAAUGAUGAUCUUGUCAAGCUUGGCGGUAUCAGAGUUGAGUUGUCUGAAAUUAGUGCUGCUUUGGGCAAUUGUCAUGAAAUUGCACGUGAAACUACCACCUUCCAACUUACAAGACAUGAUAGACCACAGAAGGUUGUCUGUACAUUCGUAGCUGCUCCAGCCUUAAAAGGUGAUGAAGAGGAUGGAUUACGCACUGACGAUGCUGCCUUAGAAGUCGCUGCUGCUUGUAAAGAGCGCGCAGAAUCAAGUUUACCUGCUUACAUGAUUCCAAAUGUCAUUUUAGUACUCACGCAUCUUCCACACACUCCUUCAAACAAGAUAGACAGAAAGAUGCUCGCCAAGUACUACGAGGAUGUUGAUAUUGCAAACUGGGAAAGUCGCUUAAGUGGUAUCGACGAUGGUGAUGACGGUUCAUGGAACGAAAUGGAGCAGACGAUUCGCGAGGUUGUUGCUAAGCUCACCAAUGUCACUGUCGAAAGUAUUUCAAAGUCAUCACACCUUCCAGCACUUGGUGUUGAUUCUAUUCGUUCAUUACAACUUGCUUCAAAACUUCGUAACGCUGGUGUUAACGCCGCUGUUAGCCAAAUUGCCGCAUUCCCAACAAUUAAGCAACUCGCCAAAGCCAUUGCAAGGGCUACAUCAAACCAGACUACCACUGAUACUCCAAAAUGGCUGCAAGAUUUUAACGAUGCUGUGAUUGAAAAGGUCAGAGAUGAUGUCAAAGAUGUCGAAUUUGUGUUACCAUGCACACCAACUCAAGAGGGUAUGCUUAGUGAAACAAUCAAAGAUCCUGCUACCUAUUGGUCUCACCAUGUCUUCAAAUUGGCAGACAACGUCGACAUCUCUGCACUUUUCAAUGCUUGGAACGCAGUUGCAAACCGUACUCAGGCUCUCAGAACGUCGUUCGUACCAGCUGCAACAUAUGGCUUAAAAGAAUCGGUCUUUCUUCAAUGUAUACAAGCAUCACCAAAGCUUUUAGUUGAGGAAGUACAGUACAAUGAGGACAAGAUCCUUGAAGAGCGUGUACGUAACAUCGUCAACUCGUGGUCAAGCUCAAACCGACCACCGGUCGCUCUCACACUUGCAACUAAAUCAGAUGGAAGCCGCUAUCUCAUGACGUCUCUUCACCAUGCUAUUUACGAUGGUGACUCACUUUCAUUCAUUUACCAAGAUGUCGAAGCUGCUUACAAGCAGGUUGAUGUUGUCAAGCGUACCUCACUAAAGAGCGCCAUGGCCUUCAUGAAUGCAGAUUCUAACAAAACAAAAGAAUUCUGGACGAAGGUUCUUGAGCCAUUCGCUGAAUCCAGCAACGCUGAAUGGCCUGUACUUCACAACGACAAAGCUCAACACUCACUCAGAUUUUGGACAAAGGGAUUCAGUGACGUUAAGCGUCCACAAAUUAAUCAACUUUUACAAGCUGCAUGGGCUGUCUUACAAUCACGUUACACAUCUACAACCGAUGUUAUUUUCGGUGAGACUCUCAGCUUGCGUGGUUUAGCAGAGGGAUUAGAUAGUGCUGUGGCGCCUUUAAUAGCUACGCUUCCAGUUGCAGUCAGAGUAGACGAGAACGCAACGGCGAAGCAGUUGAUCGAACGUCUUUCACAGUUAGCUGCUGAAAGUGCACCUCAUAGAUUUGUUGGUCUCCAGCACGUUCGUCAAGCCCUUAAAUAUGCCUCAGGUGCUCCACUCUUCCCAGCCUUAUUUGUUCUUAUUGUUGAAUCUGGUGAGACUAUCGAAGAAGAUCUUUUCAAAGACAGAUUCGAAAUCGGAGAGCUAGAUGUAGAACAUCCGAUAGCUAUCAACGCGUUCGUCAGAGGAGAUAGCGUACAGGUCGACAUCCUUGGCAGCAAUUCCAUGAUGUCUGAAUCACAGGUCCAACUUAUUGCGAACCAAAUGCAAGCACUCGUCAAUUCAAUGAGCGAUAAUGCUGAUUUACCAGUUUCACAACUUCUCAGCAAGAUUGACGAUAAGCUCUUGGCAAAGUCUUACGACAGUGAUGUUACUAAAUCCAACAAUCCACUCGUUGCACUCUCUCAAAAUGCUCUAGAACGUCCAGACGAUAUCGCUGUGAGGUCGGAUGAGGGCACUCUAUCAUUCAAGCAAUUGGAAGAGCAAUCAAAUAAGAUUGCCAACUCGCUUUCAUCGAAGAAAGUUGUCGGAUUGUGUAUCCCUCCAUCGCUCGAGUCCAUUGCUCAUAGGAUAGGUCUUUUCAAAUCUGGAAAAACGUACUUGGCCAUUGGUGAGAACCUUCCAGCUAACCGCAAAAGACUUAUUGCACGUUCCCUCAAUGCUGAUAUUGUAUACACCACCAAGAAGUUUGCUGAAGACUUCAAACUGUUAGGUUCAGACAAGGUUGUCAUUGUUGACAGCGAAGGCUACAUCUCUGAACUCACCAAAGCUUCAAGCGAAAGACCUACACUUCAGGAAACCGAAUCUGCUGCUAUCACUUUUGCUAAUGGUCAGCUUGACACUCAUGAUUACACUGUAUGGUCUUCAACACAGUUAUUCGAGAAUAUUUCAGUGUUUGCAGAGCAUCUCAAGACCAGUUCAAGUACUUCAACAUUCCUUAACUGGCUUCCUGGUACAUUCGGAUUGCACAUUCUGGAGACAUUCGCACCACUCGUUCUGGGCAGUACAAUCCUCUGCAAACGCGUAGAAUCUUUGCAGGAUAACCCAAGAAAUGUAUUGAAGGUCUCCCAAGUGACACAUGCGAUCCUCACAGCGGCUUGGUUCGAAAAAGAAUGUAUUGUCAGAUCCGAGCUUCCUCAGCUCGAGCACAUCGUUUUAGCUGGUCAUAUCUCCUCCAAGGCCCUUCAUGAAUCAUGGAAAGAAGCUAAUGUCUGGAAGACUUUCGCUAUCGCCAAAUCUUCUUUGGCUUCAUUCUUGACACGUUAUGAUAUUGACCAACCACACCAAAUCGGAAAGCCACUAGUUAGUGCUUGCAUCGCCAACACCGAUGCCAAUUUUGGUUUACGUGGUGAAGCUGGGGAGCUCUGCGCUUUCGACUCCGCGGGUAAGCUUAUUCAUUCAGGCACUGUAGCUAGAAUGUUGGAUAACGACAAUGUCCUCUUCGAACACAAAGCAAGCGAUGUUGUCGACUACAGAGGAUCUACUAUUAAUCUCGAACAAGUUUCACGUAACGUAGAAGGUGUCUCCCUUCAAAAUGUUGUAUGCCAAUCACUUGUCAUCCAGCAUCCAGAGAGUAUGCAACCAGAUAUCAUCACCUUCGUUGCACGUGCAUACACAUCUGACCCAUUGGAUGGUACUCCAGCUGAGAUAAAUGCUCAAGAUGAAUCAUUCGCCAGAGCACUCGUACAGUCUUCUACUGAGAAAUUACAAUAUGGUGCCAGACCUGACAUAGUCCUUCCAAUGACGUUCUUGCCUAUCUCUGAUGUUAUUGGUGGACGCACAAACCACAAGGUCCUCAGAAGAUUAUUCAGUCAAGUUCCGCUUCGUAACAUGGUACAAAAGACAUCACAAGAUGUUACUACUACGCAGCGCCCACUUAGUGAAGAAGAAAAGACAAUCGCAGUUGCACUUAGUGAGCAAACUGGUGUUAGUGUUGACACUAUAACACCGUCAACUACCACCCUCGAGUUGGGUGUUGACUCGCUUUCUGCAAUUUCUCUCAGUUUCCAUCUGAAAUCAGAAGGUGUGAGUGUACCUCCACACAUCGUUCUUUCUGGUCCAUCAGUUGAGAAACUUGCUCGUCUUGCAGGAAGUCCAAGCGAGAGUGGUAAGGACACCUCUGCUGUCCGCAAGCUUGACAAAGAAUUCGAGAAUAACGUUAGAGAAGUCUUUGGUGACAGUGUCGACGCAAUCAGACCUUGUUUACCACUUCAAGAGGGUUUGGUUGCGCGUACUCUCAAUUCAACUGAGCCAGUUUAUGUUAACCAUUUUACCUUCAAGUUGUCAUCUGAAGUAAACGUCGACCAAUUUGUCGCUGCAACUUCAGAUACCAUAGCAGCUAACGACAUCUUCCGCACUUGCUUCUACUUUGGUCAAUCAGCAGUCGCUCAAGUUGCUCUCAAGGAAGUAGACAUUAUCCAGAGAUCACAGAACGUCUCAGAGGAAGCGUCAUUGGCAGCUCUACAAACCAAGAAAGUGGAAUUGGAGAGAAACAUCGUUGACAAUAUCCAAUCAGUCGCACCAGUUAGGGUGACAGUUGAGGAAGCCCAAAACAAGACUACAUUCGUUCAAUUCACAAUGCAUCAUGCAGUAUACGAUGGCGAGACUCUUCCAAUGUUCCUCGAGGAAAUCAAGCAACGCUACGAAAAUCGUUUCUCUCUCGAGAGACCAUCAGUUGAUCGUCUUCUUGAUUACAUUUCAAGUCAGUCACUUGAGAUCGCUAGGACAUUCUUUGUCGAGUAUCUUGCAGAUCUACCACAGUCAGGCGAGAUACAUAUUGGAAACACAUCUGUGGACGAGAUAAGCAAGACUGCUACGCUUCCUUUGUCGAAGUUAGAGUUGUUGGCUCGUUCUAUGAACGUCUCUCUUCGCGUACUCGUACAAACUGCUUAUGGAGUAUCACUUGGUGAAACCAAUGGAGUUUCUGACAUUACAACGGGUGUUGUUCUUUCUGGACGUACAGUACCAGUUACUGGUGUAGAGAGCAUGCUUGCACCAUGUAUCACGACCCUUCCAGUACGCGUAAAGGUCUCCGACAAGACUCGUUUCGCAGAUCUCGCCCAACAAGCUCAAGGUGAUAGUGCUCAGGUUCUCGAGUAUCAAUACACACCACUUCGUCAUAUCCAAAAGUGGCUCAAUAGACCUUCAGCACUCUUCAACUCCCUCUUUGCUUACAACAAAUCAUCUGCAUCCGGUGAACAACUUUGGGAGCAACUUGAAGAAUCUUCUCGUGUGGAUUACCCACUUGCGCUCGAAGCUACAGCCGAUACAGAUAAAGAUGAGCUUGUCUUGCGCGUUGUUUACAGCUCUUCAUUUGGACAUGCUCGCGACGUAUACCACCUUCUUGGUAGAAUUGAUGAACUCCUUCAAGAUGCCCAGCAAGUCGUCGAACCGCUCAUUCCUAUAGAUCUCACUGUCGAUGAUGGUGAGAAGUAUGACAAUGAAUGGUCAGACGCUGAGACAUUAAUGCGCAAAUCUAUUGCUGAAUUAUGCAAACUCGAUGAAAAGACAAUCACAAAGGAUUCAACGUUCAUCUCACUGGGUAUCGAUUCAAUUUCGUCAGUUAGAUUUGCCCAAGCGCUCCGCAAACAAGGCGUGGAUGUGCCAACCUCCGCAAUUAUGCGCGCAGGUUGUAUUGGCGCAUUAUCGGCCUUCGUUGGCGGUGAUCAAAGUGAUGUUACUGGUGAAUUUGAUCGUAUUGCUAAUGCGCUCUUUAACAAAUAUGGUCGCGAAGACAUCCAAGUUGUCUUACCCGCUACUGCACUCCAGAGUGGUAUGCUCACUCAGACAAUCGCUUCACAAGGCAAAUACUACAAUAUUCACCACACUUUGCGUUUGGAUGAUGGCGUUAAUCUUGCCAGACUUCAUCAAGUUGUCGAAGCAACUGCUCAAGAAGUUGACAUUCUCAGAACCACUUUCCAAACUGAUGACGAGUAUGCUUGGGUUAUGCUCGUACACAAGAGCGUUAAGGUCCCAUGGUCAGAACACACUGUUGACUCUGCUGAAGAUGCAGCCAAGCUUGUCGCUGAAGUCAAUGUCCCACGUGGAGAAGCAGACUUUGAAUGUCCACCGUACGCAUUCAUGGUCAUUAAUACUUCCGAGGGUACCUACGUUAACAUGACAAUGCACCACGCGUUGUACGAUGGUGUCUCACUUCCACUUUUACUCGGGGACAUCGAGAAGCGAUACCGUGGUGAAAUCCCAGCACGUCGUCCGCAAUUCGUUCAAGCCGCGCCAUACAUUCUCGAUGGUGCACGCGACACACAAGGAUACUGGCAAAAGCAAAUGGAAGGUUAUGUUCCAAAGUCAUUGCCACGCAUAGAUGGCGUCAAAGCUUCUGCUCAUUUUGCAAAUACUACUGUUGGCGUUACUGCAAAGAUGACCCGUAUCGUCCGCGCUGCUGGAGUAUCUCUCCAAUCACUCGUUUUACUCGCAUGGGGUAAAACGCUCUCUACUUUGUUGGGUUCACUUGAUAUCGCAUUUGGUCAAGUUGUUGCUGGUCGUUCGAUUCCAAUCGAAGAUGCUCUUCUUGCCUCCGGUCCACUCUUCAAUACAAUCCCUUAUAGAUUCAGAUUGAAGAAGGAUAUGACGAACGCACAAGCCCUCCACGCACAAUAUGCACAAUACAAUGACAUGGAAGCACAUUCACACGUUCCUCUGAGAGAUAUUCAACGCAACGCUCGCCAAAGGACUUUAUUCGAGUCACUCUUCGUCUUCCAGAAGCCAUUCAAUGGUGCACAAGAGGAUACAUUUUGGAAACCAGCUGAAUUAACACGUGACGAAACUCAAAGUGUUGAGUACCCUCUCAACGCUGAAUUCGUCGAUGGUGGUGAUUCACUCAGCAUUCAUGCCAGUUGCGCAGCGUCAGUAAUGACUGGCGAGGAACUUGAUGGGCUUUUGACUAAAUUUGUUGAAGUUCUUGCGGACGUUGUCGACCACCCUCAAGAGUCAUGCGUUGGAUUCCCAAGCACCCUCGGCGGUUUAGGAGACGAGAAAGUCGAUGCUCAGAUCUCGUACGUAGAGCACAACUUUGAAGGUCCAAUCACUAAGACAAUGGAGACCGUUCGUGCUGUCUUUGCGGAUAUUGCUAAGCUACCAGUUGAGGAGAUCAGCUACGGUACACCGCUCUAUGCGCUUGGAUUGGAUUCCGUUGGUGCUAUCCAACUUGCGUCACGUUGCCGCAAAAUGGGUGUCAAGGAUCUCGGUGUAUCUGACAUCUUCGUCGGUGAAUCGAUCGCUGGUUUGGACGAAGUGCUCUCCUCUCGAGUUAAGGAAGUCAAGGAAGACAGUAAACCAUUGGUAUCUGCAACUGAAGCUGUCAAUGCAAUGUCAAACUUGCAUCUUAGAAAGGAUGAUGUGCAGGCCGUUUUACCACUUCUUCCUGGUCAGCAUUAUCACCUUCAAGCGUGGUUGUUAAACGGUCAUACAUUCUACGAGCCAGUAUUCGCUUAUGAAGCACCAGUCCGCGUAAAUAACAUUAAAAUGGCCGAUGCCUGGAGGCGUCUCGUCAAACAACACGACGUACUGAGAACAGCUUUCACUGUUGUCAACGGUCGCCCUCUUCAAGUUCUUCUCAAAGAGCACGAUGCGGCAUUCGAAACCCACUACUGCGAAGAUGCUGAAUCGUUUAUCAAGGAUACAAUCAGAAAGGAGUUCAAUAGACCAUCAACGUUAGCUACACCACCUGUCAAGCUCCACCUUGUCCAAUCUGAUGAGAAGUCUUAUGUAUUACUCAGAGUCCAUCACGCCUUAUAUGAUGCCUGGAGUAUCCCAAUCUUAGCAGCAGAUUUGUGGUCUUGCUAUAAGGGACGUAAGUCUGACUCCGUUGGUGGAUUCAAGAAUAUCGUCGAGUCACUCGCGAAGAAUGGUUGUAAUGAUGAGUUCUGGAAAGAGGAUCUUAAGGAUAGUCAACCAGCACUUUUACCACGCGUGCGCGAAUCUACUGAGCAAGUGUUCUUCCAUGAUCCCGCAGUUGUAGAGUCAGCAUCCGAAGCCACUUCUGGGCUCCAAUCUCACCAGGUUUCACUUCAAGCAGUAUGCACUACUGCCGUUGGUAGAGUUGUCAGUGAAAUGAGUGGAGUUGCACACCCUAUUGUAGGUGUUUACCACACUGGUCGUGCUGCAACAGUAGAAGGUAUCGAUCGUGUUUCUGGACCCUGCCUCAAUCUUCUCCCAUUGUCAGUCGCGCCGGGAGAUACUAUUGCUGCUGCAAGAGAAGUACAGCGUGAUAUCGCAAGAAGAACUAUCGUCGAGCAAGACCACCUCGGUGCGAUUGCCAAGGUUGUCUUCAACGACGGUGUACCAUUGUUUAAUGUCUAUGUCAACAUUCUUUGGCACGCUGAAAAGAUCUUCUCACUCAAUGAUAGCUCACUUAUGCAAAUGGAUGUCGGUGCACCAACAGACUUCGUCAGCAAGGACAGAAUCGACGUUCGCUCAAGCGUACGUGAGUUGUCAACUGCUGGAGUAUCACAAGAUGCCGUAUUCUUGGAUAUCGCACUCGACGCACAGAAGGACACAGUAGGCGUAGCGGCUCGUGCAAGCGAGAGUGUCAUGUCGUCGGCUGAACUCCAAGCCUUCAUCGGAAAAAUCACAACCGAAAUUAAGUCUGUCAUCUAAAUAUAGAGUACCUAAAUACAUAUAAAACAUAAUUUUUUAGAACAGCGUGGGUUUUGCUUAUUGUACAUACUGUAGAGUCAACAGGCCAAUGAUAUAGCUGGAUAAGGUGCCCGUCAGUUGAUCAUAUAGAUACUAAAGCGGUUUUAUCUUCUUUUGGUUUCUCAGAACUAACACUGAAUUACAUCAAAAGAACUCUCAGAAAUCCUUGUUGAGACUCUCGGGUACGUAUCUAUCAUCUUUGUGUUGUUUGUUCACACUUGUUAACUUCGGAUUAACCAUUGGUUCCUACCCUGCAAGCUCAUAAUUGAUAGAGGUAGACGGCUGAUACCUUUACUGCACAUGGUAGUCUCUAAAAACUAUGAGCAGCACUAAGUAUGUCUCAGUUUCUAUGCCGAAAUAUCAAACGUCUUCGGUGGAGUUCAUGUAAUGCAUCUUCGUAAUUCGUGAUUUUAGAUGUUUCUUAUUUUCAAUGGUUUGCCUUAGUGUCGCUAGUCUAUCUUUAAAGGGUGUCUAGAGGCUACUCGACCAUAUUGAGAAAAGAUACACGAGGGUAUCAUAUAAAUGGAGUAU